AUGAAUAACGGAAGAAGAAAUUCAACAAUUGUUAUUUGUGACCAAAACCAAGUGAAUGAAACGGACGUAUCUCGGUGGAGACACGGAGACUCCGUGUCUGCUAUCUCUAUGCAGCACGGAGAUAGCUUUCCCUCCGCGUGCUAUCUCCGUGUUGUACGGAGGUUUUGUCACUCUUCAGAAAAGGGCACCUCGCCUUCUCUUCAAAUGCAUGUUUUCUACCAUAAUUGGAGAAAUCAUGGCAAGAACCAGUUGAAGCUCUCAGAUAAUGAGGAACUUCAUGUUGGCUAUUAUUUGAAGAAUCCAGGUUUUCAGUAG
Molecule: messenger RNA, 315 nt
Organism: Fraxinus pennsylvanica
Lineage: Eukaryota; Viridiplantae; Streptophyta; Magnoliopsida; Lamiales; Oleaceae
Source: the annotation of a GenBank genome assembly